AUGCGUAAGGAUCUGCCUUCUCCUAGCGGGCACCUCAACUUGCGCUCCUCCCGUGGCAGAGCUGCCCAGGCUGCCCAGGCUGCCCGUGCUGCCCGUGCUGCUUUGCAAAAAAGCUCUGCUUCAACUCUGAACGCUCUUGGCUCUGCCGAGAUGCAGAGACAACCCAGUACAACGACCAACAACUCUUCAAGCGUGUUAUCUGAUUCUCAGAAUUCAGUACUACGCCACUCUGUGCGUGAGCCUCCAUCAAAUGCUGAGACACCUGAGUGGAAAAAGAGACUGGAAAAGGGAGAAGAGCUCACUAGCGAUGGAUUCGAUCUCUUCUCCCCAUCCAAACUGGAAGGUGUUUUCAAGGAGCGAACUCCCACCCGUGUUCACUUCGAGGACGAGCUUGACAAGCCCGAUGAAAAGUCUCGAAGACCAUUCACACUCCCAGCAGCGCGCAACUCCUCACAACAGUUCAGCAGCUUCCGUUCUGCAAGACAACGUGCGAAUGACUUGGAAGUCGUCCACGAGGAAGAUGAGGAAGCCGUUUCUCUUUCUUUCGUGCGAAAACGACCUGUUGAUCCCAACUCAUCAUCUCUAAGUCCUUCUAGCAGCGUUUACCCAAUGAAGGCUUCAUCCUUCCGUGACCCUAGAUGGAGAACCACCAGCGGCCAAGAAGAGAUGAAGAAUGAAACAAUCAGCCCUAUCACUAUGUCGAAGCAAGAUUUGAUCUGUGAAGCUGCUGUUUUCCAGACACUCAAUUCUCUCAAACAGGACGUUGAGCGACUCGAAGCGAAGAUAGGAAUCGCGGCUCCCAGUACAGAUGCUCGUCCUUCAUCUAGCUCUAGCGACAAGGAGAUCAGCUAUGGUCAUAUCAGUCCACCAACUGACCAAGACAUAACGUCUUCGUCGCUACCAGAUGACCUUUCCAUGGGUACUGAAGGUUUCUCAACCUACAAGGCCAUCCAGAACCACAAGAAGGCCAUGCUUGCUGCAAGUGACGUCUCUACACUUGGACAAGAUGUCAGCUCCAAUGACGAGUCCUCCCAACUUGUCUCUUCACAUUGUGCUCCCAUCCGCAUCAAUGUCUCUGGAGGCCGUGCCUCAAUUACCAUCAACAGCUCGCCGCCACGGUAUUCACGCCUAAGCGAUGAUAACAUUGAUCACGGUCACAGCAGCAAAAGUGCACCGGGCACCCCAGCAGAUACAAGUAUCAUCCAUCAUCUUGACGCACAUAUCAACAGUUCCCCACCACAGCACUCAGAACUGCGAGAUGGUAACAUCGACUCCAGCCACAGCAGCAAAGGUGCACCUGACACUCCAGUAGAUGCAAGCGUCAUCCGUCACGUAGAUGCGCGUGUCAACAGCUCUCCACCACCGCAUUUACGACUGAGCGAUGGUAAAAUCGAUCUCAGUCACAGCAGCAAAAGUGCACCUGAAACCCCAGCAUAUGCACGUGUCAAGCCUUCACCAUCUGGAAGUCCUUUAAAGCUGUUCGGAAAUCGCGACACAUACACUAACAAUAAGUUGAACCGCAUCCUGAGCAAAUUUGAGGAAGACCCAGACAGUACGUUUGACGACCUCGGCGCUAAGCUCGCCGCAAAGGCCGCAAAGGCAGAUGCUGCAAUCAAUGCGAGUCAGUUUGGUGAUGGUGCUUUGGAUGAUUUUACUUUCGAAAAAGAGGUUCCUCGACCCUCGUUGAACUUGCCAGAGUUUAUGAACCCAAAUGUUCGCGUCUACAGAGCUCCAGAGCCAAACGUUGUUAGUGCCGCAAUGGCUGCUCUUCUAAAGGACUCUACAGAUGCAAUAGGGUUCAAAGUCGAUGUGUCACCGGAGCAAGUCGCUGCAGCUCCAAAAAUUGACAGAACGACCACAAAGAGGCGUAAGACGCUUCGAGAUGGUCAGAUUUCUGUCAAAAACCAAAACAUCGAGGUCCAGGUGGCAGCACCGACCACCAAGCCCACACAUGACAUGGAGUACGACUCCGACUCAUCAAAGGAGCCUUUCGAGAGGCCGCCGUCAAGAGAAGGCAGCCGUCGUCCGCGUCGAAACCGGAAUCCUAACAUUUCUAAACACACUCCUGAGGUCGCAAGCUUCCUCAACAAAUUCAGGGAACCUUCCGGUUCAGACUUUAGGGAUGUGCUCCUGGAGACCGCCCCUGAAGCUAAGCUUCCAGAAAUCAAGCUCCCUGAAGUCGAAGCCAAACUCCCUGAACGACAGGAGGCCGCCGACAUCACCGACAUGAGUGUAGUGCCCGUGUCAAAACCAGCUAUCCAAGUGACACCAGCUCCAAAGGCAAGCAUCCUGUCCUUGACUCCCCUUUCGGAGUUCACACUCCAUCAAACUGAUUCUGGCAAGAAUCAAAGUUUUGUUCAAGAACGUCACCAUCCUUCAGCACUCCGACAAGCGCAUGGUUCUAUGGCUCUCUCCGUUGAUGCACUUGUGAAGGUCGUCACCGAUGCUGUAGGUGAUACCUUGUUUUGGGAUAAGCUCCGAAAAAUCAACAUUGCACCAGGAAAGUUGGCAUCCGUUCACAAGUUGAAGGAGUACCUUCCACGUGUUACAGAGGUUUCGCUUCCUGAGAACAUGGUUGAGCAUGUCGAAGGUCUGCCUGGUUGUGUCCGAACCUUGGACAUGCACAACAACAUGUUGAGCGACUUGACAUCUUGGAGUCAUUUGACUAAUCUACAAUAUCUAGAUGUGUCUGGUAACAAGCUUGAGAACCUCGAUGGAUUCUGCUCUUUGACACAUCUUCGAAGUUUGAAGGCAAACAACAACCACAUCACCAACAUUACUGGCAUUUUCAAACUCAGAGGCCUUCUCCAUCUUGAGGUUCGUGACAACAAAAUCUCAGCAGUCAAUUUUUCAGAGGCCAAGCUACGUCGUUUAAGGACUUUGGAUCUCAGCCACAAUCAACUCAAAGAAGUCCUAAAUCUCCACAAGCUUCAGGAUCUACAGGAGGUUGAUAUUAGCCAAAACGCAAUUGAGAAGUGGCUACCUGAGAAGUCAGCUCAUCUCUAUGGUCUCCGCAAACUCACAGCAUCAAACAACAUGUUGACAAGUAUCAACUUGAAAUCUAUGCCUAUGCUCAAGUGUUUGGAUCUUGACUUCAAUUCUAUCAACGAGAUUCCAGAAUUGUCAGCUGCAUUCCAUCUCGAAUUGUUGUCAUUACGAGAUCAAGCUGAUGCUCCAAACAUUGUUGAUUUCAUUUUAUCAACUCCCAACGAAUGCCGUCAAAUUCGGCUUUCAUCCAAUACAGUAGUGGAUGGCUCAUUCACUCUACCGAGCCUGCCACACUACAACCUCCGAGCAUUGGAGCUAGCAGCUUGUGGCAUUUCAGAUCUUCCAGAAAAGUUCGGAUCAUACUUCCCCAAUUGUCGUCAACUGAACCUGAACUAUAAUGCCAUCAAGGAGCUAUCACCGCUCCGAGGCAUGCACAAGCUGACACACAUGUUUGCUGCACAAAACCGUAUCUACAGAAUGAGACGAACAUGUGUCUUGCUGGGAAAACUCCCUGCUUUGCGAGAAAUUGACAUGCGCGAGAAUCCCCUGACAGUAGGAUUCUACUGCCCUGCGUCUAUGGAUGGCAUCUCCCAGCCAGCCAGAGAAGACGCAACAUACCGUCUACCCCUAGGGUCUCCAAAGAGCGACCCUAGCUGGCUCAAACGACUAGACGACACAACAUCUAUGAGAAGACGCGCCAUGGAAGCGCUCCUGGCAGAAAACUGCAACAAUCUCGUGCAGCUUGAUGGCAUGCAAUUGCGUCGAACAGAAUUAAUGACCAAGAACGAUAAAGAAUGGACAAGACUUACGGAGCGAGGUGUCCUCGCUGUUCCAUGCUUUGCAUGA
Exophiala aquamarina CBS 119918 is the source of this 3834-nucleotide messenger RNA. RefSeq lists its product as uncharacterized. Lineage: Eukaryota; Fungi; Ascomycota; Eurotiomycetes; Chaetothyriales; Herpotrichiellaceae. The transcript has a single exon. The record is from RefSeq and is a predicted model, not a curated record. Gene Ontology annotation, molecular function: protein binding. The coding region runs from base 1 to 3834 and encodes 1277 amino acids.